Molecule: messenger RNA, 1323 nt
Organism: Cuscuta europaea
Lineage: Eukaryota; Viridiplantae; Streptophyta; Magnoliopsida; Solanales; Convolvulaceae
Source: the annotation of a GenBank genome assembly
GUAAUUUGGAAAAGAUAAUGCCUCCAUCAUUUUUCGAUGGAAUGGAACAUCUUGUAAUACAUCUUCCGUAUGAGGCUUUAAAUGGUGGACCCGUCUUCUAUCGCUGGAUGUACAGAUUCGAAAGAUUUCUUGGAGAGUUGAAAAAGAAAGUGACCAACAAGGCACACGUUGAGGCUUCAAUUUGUCAAGCAUAUCUUCAACAAGAAAUCUCAACGUUCUCAUCUUUUUAUUUUGAGCGUGAAGUCAUCACUAGAAAAAAGAGAGUUGCCCGAAACGAUGACAUUGGCGAGGAUUUAUAUGAAAAUGUAGUUUCCAUUUUCAAUUACACAGGUAGAGGUAAAGGAGCUUGGACAAACCGAUACAUCGUGGGAAAAGAAUUACAAAUUGUGCAUACUUAUAUGCUCAUUAAUUGUCCAGAAAUCUUACCGUUUUAUCAAGCGGAGUACUCAACAUUCCCUGACAAUGAAAUUGAUGCAUUGGUGGACUCUCAUUUUAUACCAUGGUACAAGCAUCAGAUCAAUAACCGUGGGAUUGUGGACCCGUUGUUAGUAUCAUUAUCGUGGGGCCCUGGUGCCUACGCCAAAGUUUGGCGGUCAUAUGUGAUAAACGGUUACACCUAUCACACAGUCGGUUACGGAUAGGGCCGACCAACAGUGAACAGCGGAUUAUGUGUCCCAACAAUCGGUUAUGAUAACUCGGAAACCAAAUUUUUGGUGUCUUGCACGAUAUUCUCGAACUGGAAAUGCCUUCUGCUGGGAAAAAGUUGACAUGCGUUUUGUUCCGCUGCAAAUGGAUCGAUCCAACACGUGGUGUGCGAAAAAAUUCAAAGUAUAAUAUGAUUGACGUCAACCACUCUCGCGUGUAUACGAAAAAUGAGCCUUUUAUACUUGCUCAACAAGCAGCCCAGAUUUAUUAUACUAAAUACCCUUCAACCAGGCGGACACAGAAUCCUUGGGUAUGUGUAUGUACUGUCCGUCCGAGCAAAAUUGUAUCACAAACUCAACACAAGGACGUUGAUUUAGAUGCUUUUCAGCAACAUUUUUUCCAACCUCCACCGAUUGUUGAGAUGAUCAACCAGCACAUUUAGCUAAGUGAUCCAACAAAAUGCUGAAGUCAUGCCAGAAACGCUCCUUCCGGACCUAACAACUCCAUCUGAGCGCGAAAUUGUUGAAAUGCAUGAAGAACAACAAAAUGCUCAUUAUCAGGAAGAAGGAGAAUGGAUAGACGGUUCUGAUACAGAAGAAGAUGUUGUAUAUGUAGAAAAUAAUGACUCUGAUAGUGACUAAUUGUAUUGUUGUAUUACAAUUUUUUUGAGUUCGAAUA